Messenger RNA from Brassica oleracea var. oleracea, 1468 nucleotides. RefSeq names its product F-box/FBD/LRR-repeat protein At5g22660. NCBI's taxonomy places the organism in Eukaryota, Viridiplantae, Streptophyta, Magnoliopsida, Brassicales, Brassicaceae. The record is from RefSeq and is a predicted model, not a curated record. Gene Ontology annotation, molecular function: protein binding.
CAGGAUCACUACUUAUUUCUUCAUUCAUUAGAUUUCAACUUUCCUUUGCAUCUCAAAACACCAUUACAUGUCUCGUCGGCAAAGAAUAAACGUUGACUUUUUUGUUGUUCUCUUUCUUUGACCUAACUUCUUCGCAAUGAGUGAGAGAGGAGCAAUUCGUAGAUCCGGAGAAGAUUGGAUAAGCUUCUUACCUGAUCCUUUGCUGUGUCAAAUACUCUCCGAUCUUCCUACAAAGAAUGCUGUUACUACUAGUGUCUUGUCCAAGAAAUGGAGAACUCUCUGGCUUUCGAUUCCAAUCUUGGAUUUAGACAUCGAUGACUUCCCUGACUACACUACCUUCACCAGCGUCGUCUCCAGGUUUCUUGAUUUCUCCAAGGAGUCGUGCUUACACAAGCUCAAGCUUGCUUUCACAGACAUGAUGAUGAUGAUCCAACAUCUUGAAAUAGACUGUCGUAUGAGUUUCACGUGUGAGAUGAUCCCUCUAAGCCUUUACUUAUGCGAGACUUUGGUUUCAUUAAGACUCUAUUUCGUUGCGUUGCCUAGCUUCGAGUCUUUAUCUUUACCUAAUCUCAAGGUAAUGCAUAUGGAAGAGAAUCUAUACGCUGACGAUGAGGUUCUUCUGAAGCUCAUCUCGUCCUGCACUGUUCUUGAAUCUUUAACGGUCGUUAGAAACGUAGAUGAAACUGUAAAGGUUUUACGUGUUAGGUCCAAAACACUGAACAGUCUGAAACUCGUUCUUGAUAGUUCCAAGUCUUGGUAUAAUGAUGAUAGUGAUGAUUGGGAGGUUUUGGUUGAUGCUCCUAGACUUAACUAUCUGAGUCUUGAAGAUGACCAGUCCGCAAGUUUCGUAAUAAGCAAUGUGGCUUCAUCUGCGAAGGUAGAGAUUGAUGUAAGUUUCAAUGUGAAUGAUAUUUGGGAUAUGGAUGAAUCAAUUGAGAAGUUCAGUGCUGUUGGUAAAAUGCUUGACGGGCUCUCUAUUGCUAGGGACAUGACUAUAAGUGGAACAACCUUGAAGAUCAUCUCUCACUACAUGAGUUUUGAACUGGUUCCUUGUUUUCCCAACAUGAUCCGGUUACAAACAAAACUGUAUACGACUGAUAUGUUGCCAAAUUUUCUUGAGAGCUUUCCGAAUCUCCAAUCCCUUGUCUUGAAGCUGGAAGGUGUAAGAUAUUCGGAUACAAUGUGGUUCUCAUUCGUACCAAAGUGUUUGCAAACGAGCCUCGAGUAUGUUGAGAUGACAAGACCAAACUGUGGAGCUGGGAUUCAGAUGAUCAGGAAGCUAGUUAAGUACUUGCUUGAGAACUCUCUAGUCCUCAAGAAGUUUACGCUGCGGCUGGAGUGUGAUGGAAAAGAGCAAGAGUCUAACGUGGUCAAGGAACUCAUGGGAUUCAGGAGAUGUUCUAGUUCUUGUGUUAUUAAUGUUGUUAGACUUGAAGAUGAUGUUUGUAUUUUUCAACACCCUUACUAG